This is a messenger RNA of Cicer arietinum (chickpea), 951 nucleotides long. NCBI's taxonomy places the organism in Eukaryota, Viridiplantae, Streptophyta, Magnoliopsida, Fabales, Fabaceae. The record is from RefSeq and is a predicted model, not a curated record.
AUGUCGACCCAAUGGAAAAAGAAGGGACUACCGACACGACACUUUUCCUAUGUGCAAAAUAUUGAUCCCGGGUUGCCUUUGUUUCUAUUCAACUAUAGUGAUAGGAAGCUUCAUGGAAUUUUUGAGGCAUCAUCUAAAGGAAAAAUGUACAUGGACCCUUAUGCAUGGAUUGAUGACGAUUUUUCAGAUAAAACACAAUAUCCUGCACAGGUGAAAGUUCGUGUUCGAAUUCAGUGUCAUCCAUUGUCCGAAGAUAAAUUUGGGCAUGCAAUUGCAAAGAACUAUUAUUCUGAUAACCAUUUUCGAUUUGAACUCGACCAUAGACAAACAAGCAAUCUAAUGUAUUUGCUCGCGUCUAUGGCAAUAGCUCCUGAUGGAGACAUCAAACAAUUGUAUAAUCGCCCGAUUAAGAAGCAGAUAGAUGAAGAUGACAAAAAUCUUAUUUAUAAGAAACUAUUGAAAUUAGCUCGUGAUAAGGAAUGUGGAGAACUAUCUUUACUACACCAUGCACACAACGUAGAUGACGCUCCUUAUAUAGAGAUGCCAACAUAUUUAGAACAGAUGGGAGCGAGUUCAUGUGCUUCAAUUGAGAAUCAAUACACCGUAUUUCAGUUUGGGCAAGGAGUUGAAGAACUCGGAGCUUUCAAACAAGCACAAUUGCAGGAGAAUUUUUAUCUAGAAGAAAAGUUGAUGAAGACAUCAUUGGAAAUUCAACAUGUGAAACAUCAUUGUACAAUAUUUGAAUGUACAAAUGUUGAGCAAACAACUAUGCAAUCAACUAUUGAGUUGCAUUUGAACUCUAAACGAUCAUCACUUUCAAAAGGAAGUUUUGAAGGUGCUACUACCAAUGGAUUUGAAUGCUUAACAAAUGUUGAGAUGCUUGAUUUAGAUCGUGGAAGAUGGAUGUCUACUCAUUCAAUUUUAGAUAAGGUAAAACAUAUUAGCUAUUAG